GGCAACGAAGAAGAUUAGUUAUGGCGGUUCAGGUUGAGCUGGGUUAUUUGGAGACUUUCCCGUCUCACCUCAGUCCUCUGGAUGUUUUGAUGUUAAAACCACACUUGGACCGUGUCUUCCUAAAUGACACUGAUCCGCCGACCGUCCUCUUCACGCCUGAGGGGCCUCAGGGCUCCGGCAGGACGGGCAUUUUGCUGCGUGUUCACCAAACUACCGAGGAAGAGACGGCCGACGGAGUGACCUGUCCUACAGCCAACACCGAGUCAGCGCCACGGGUUCGGCUCUUUACCAGCCGGCUUUUCCUGCGGCACCACGGGCUCCAGCAGUUCAGAGGUACCGGAACCGUCCGAGCUAUGGAGCCCGUCAGCCUGGACAGAGUCGUAGUUGGAGCCCGCAGCAGGCAGAGCCUCCGCCUGGCUGGAUCGGAGCAGUUCAGCGACAGGUUGCUGGAACUCUGCCGCCCGGGACAUUGGCUGCUGGCUCGGCAAGGAGACCCGCUGCUGCUCCCCCGACAUACAAUCCUGGGAGAAGACCCAGGACAGCAUCAGCUGUUGGAGCUGCUGGUGCUGGAGUGCAGUCCUGUAAGACAGGGGAGGAUCACAGCUGAUACGUCUCUGGUUCUGACAGAUUGCUGGGAUUCAGUCACCCCCCCACCCUGCAGGCCACUCAGACUCUGUGUGUCAGACUUUGCUCAUUACGUUGAUGGCCUUUGUGCUGGCCCAUGUCUGCUUGAUAACAGGAGCGUGCUGGAUUCUGGGUUCCCAGGUGUCCCGUGUCCACUGCUAUGCAGAGUGGAAGUUCGGGUAAUGGACACCCAGCGAUGGCUCAAGCUCAAAGAACAACACGGGGUAGCCGUGGAUCUGGACAGUUGUGUGUUUGUGACCAAACAGCUGCUUCUCAGACUGGGGCUUUUCAAUCAGGAGUGGGUAAGACUGUCGAAGCUCGGCGAAUCCAGAGGACCCAUAGGAGAGGGCGAUGUCACGGGGGCCAUCUGCAGGGAGAGGCUGGUCUCUGUGGUGGUGAUGGAUCUGCCACCAAGUCCAGAACUACAGAGCCAUGACAACCUGGGCCUCAUCUCACCUACUCUGUGGUUCAACAUGACUGAAGGAGAAGUGAUCCCUGUGAACAGCUUUAUGCUCAGGAUGAAGAGAUGGGACCCCCCUCCUCCACAGCCCGGUGGUUGCCGCUCUGACACGUUCUGCCGCUUGGCUUCUCCACCGUAUGCCAGCGAGCUCCACAUCCAGCCGGUCACCUCUCCACUCUACAACAACCUGGGCUGCUAUGACAACCUGCUGGCUCAACAUUUCUGCACGCCCAGGCUGGUGUCACCAGGAGACGUUCUGACUGUUCCAGCUGGAAACCAUCCAGACCUGCUCGAGACCCACUCUGAGGGGAUCCACAGGUGUCCGGUGCUGUUCUUCAGGGUGCAGAAGGUGUGCUCAUCUGCAGGAAGAGAAGAAGGAGGAGGAGCUUACUUGGCCAGCAGACAGCACACCUCGCUCUAUUUGGGAACAUCUAUAAACAGCCCCGUCCCAUGUUCUCUCCUUGAGGGAGCAGCUCUGUCUCCUCCAGGCCUUAACAAGACUGUGGAGCUCCUCAUCGACACCAUCCUGCCUCACCUGCAGCACAGCAGCUCUCUGUCUGGUUGCACUGUCCUCCUUCACGGUGCUGCAGGAAGUGGAAAGAUGGCAGCAGUGAGGGCAGCAAGUGGCAGACUAAACCUCCACCUGCUGAAGGUAGACUGUGUGAGCCUGUGCGCUGACAGUCCUGCAGCCUCUGAGGUAAAGCUGGCGUCAGUGUUUCAGAGGGCCGAGGCCCUGCAGCCCUGCGUUCUGCUGCUCAGGAACCUGCAGCUCGUCCUCAGAUCACGAGGGGCUGCCGAGAGCGAUUGCAGGGUCCAGGCAAAGCUCUGCCAGCUGCUCAGCUGUGCCCCCACCAGUGUGGUGAUGGUGGCAACUGUCUGCAAACUUCGAGAUUUGCCUGCAGGCAUCAUGGCAGCGUUUGUCCAUCAGGUAGCAAUAGAGAGUCCAACUGAAGAGCAGCGGCGUGCCAUGCUUUCCAGCCUGAGCAGAGACCUGCACUUAGGGAAGGAUGUCAACUUGGAGAACCUCUCCAGACUCACCACAGGUUUUGUGUUGGGGGAUCUCAGUGCUUUGCUGGUUGAGGCUGGUAGAGCUGCCUACAGGAGGCUGAUCCACAGCUGUGGUGCUCAGCAGCAGGAGGAUCUGUGCUCUAGCGGAGUGACCAUCCUGAACCAGGACUUCACCUCUGCUCUGGAGAUCCUGCAGGACACCCUGUCCAAGGCCAUCGGGGCCCCGAAGAUACCUAAUGUGCACUGGGAGGAUGUCGGCGGUCUCCAGCAUGUGAAGAAGGAGAUCCUAGACACGGUUCAGCUUCCUUUGCAGUGUCCUGAGCUCUUGUCUCUGGAUCUGAACCGGACUGGAAUCCUGCUGUGUGGACCACCAGGGACAGGAAAGACUCUGCUGGCCAAAGCUGUGGCUACUGAGUGCUCCAUGACUUUCCUCAGUGUCAAAGGUCCAGAGCUCAUCAACAUGUACGUGGGUCAGAGUGAAGAAAACAUCAGAGAAGUUUUCCACAGAGCACACUCAGCAGCUCCCUGCGUCAUCUUCUUUGACGAGCUAGACUCUCUGGCUCCCAGCAGAGGGCGCAGUGGAGACUCUGGAGGGGUGAUGGACAGAGUUGUGUCUCAGCUGUUGGCUGAGCUUGAUGCGCUGCACUCAUCUGGUGGGGUUUUUGUAAUCGGAGCCACAAAUCGUCCAGACCUUCUGGACCAGUCACUGCUCAGACCUGGCAGGGGUGCGGUUUCUCUUUGCACGACAGGGACCAGCACGAUGCAUGGGAUUAUCCACGCUAUGAGAGCAUUGAUGGAGCCGAAGCCUGUUAUUUUGUCACUAGCUCUGGCGUUCGAGCUUGGAAAGACGGGUAAUGUUUGUGGAGAAAGUGCUGGGACAUACGGUUGUCGCACUCCAUGACCCUCUCCUCUCUGAGUCUGGGGCCCCGGCUUCAUCCGAGUCAUGAGCUCCGUCACUAUGUUCCAGAUGUACCAGGUGAUGUGCCUGGCGGAGCUCAGAUUGCUGGUUCCUGAUGAAAGCCCGCUGGGACCUCGGCCUGCGAGUCUUGAACAAAUAUUUACGAAGGUACAAGGUCAAGAUGCUAACAAUCAGCUUUUGAAUGCAGUCGGCCUGGAGGAUUGUUUCAGACCAACUGAUCUAAUAGAUGCUUAUUUUCUUGUGAAUAUACACCCGAACCAUAGGCAGUUUCUGAGGUUUGGAUUCGAGGGCGUAGCCUACGAAUACCUGGUGCUGCCAUUCGGGUUGUCUCUCACUCCUCGCACCUUCGCAAAAUGUGCCAAGGCAGCAUUGGCACUCCUCAGAGAGAGAGAGGCAUUUGCAUCUUAGCCUAUGUAGAUGACUGGGCUCUCGUAGCUUGCUCCAGAGAGUAGGUGGCGACACAGCUGUCACUGGUUCUGUCAAAUAUUCAGGCACUGGGUUUCUCUGUGAACUUUCAAAGAGCUUGCUAGUUCAGAGUCAGGACAUUUCUUUCCUUGGUUUGGAAAUAUGCUUGCUUUCCAGCUGCGCACGUUUGUCGGCUGCAUUUCAUUGCUGAUUUACUUAGUUUCAGCUGGGGUGCAGACUGCAUUUCCAAGCAAUAUUACGUUUGUUGGGCAUGAUGGCAUCUAUGAUCACUGUAGUGCCACUUGAAUUGUUAAAGAUGAGAGCGUUUCAGUGCUGCAUCUUGCACGCUAGCUCUUGGUCCUGUAGGGAGCCGGGGUGCUACAUCAGGGUGUUGUUUCACAAGGUGGUGUCCACAGAUGCUUCCCUAAGGGGGUGGGGAGCGCUGUGCUAGGGCACAUCAGUGAGAGGGAUCUAGACUACAGUCCAGCGUGAUCUGCACAUCAACCACUUAGAGCUGCUAGCAGUGUUCUUGGCUCUCAAGCAUUUUAAUUCAAUUCAAUUUUAUCUAUACAGCGCCAAAUCACAACAACAGUUGCCUCAAGGCGCUUUAUAUUGUAAGGUAGACCCUACAAUAAUACAUACAGAGA
Molecule: messenger RNA, 4063 nt
Organism: Oreochromis aureus
Lineage: Eukaryota; Metazoa; Chordata; Actinopteri; Cichliformes; Cichlidae
Gene: pex6
Product: peroxisomal biogenesis factor 6
Exons: 16
Coding region: 21-2993 (990 amino acids)
Biological process (GO): protein import into peroxisome matrix
Cellular component (GO): peroxisomal membrane; cytosol
Molecular function (GO): ATP binding; ATP hydrolysis activity
Source: RefSeq, a predicted model, not a curated record